Molecule: messenger RNA, 2182 nt
Organism: Oreochromis aureus
Lineage: Eukaryota; Metazoa; Chordata; Actinopteri; Cichliformes; Cichlidae
Gene: gjb3
Product: gap junction protein beta 3
Exons: 2
Coding region: 222-1085 (287 amino acids)
Biological process (GO): cell communication
Cellular component (GO): connexin complex
Source: RefSeq, a predicted model, not a curated record
CCCACAGAGAGAUUUCUCAGCACUGCGCUCCCUUACCUGUUGAGCAGAGCCAGAUCUGUGCGCUAAAGGAGCCAAACGAUCUCAAAGCAACGAGAAAUUAUCGGGGUAACAUACAUGUACCAGCAUCGGUUUGGAACGAUUAUGGAUUAAACUUUUUGGGUCUGAAGAUAAACUACUACCCACAGAUCCCGAGCUGAGAUACUUAACUGCCAGACUAGACCAUGGACUGGAAGACCUUUCAGGCCCUCCUCAGUGGGGUGAACAAAUACUCCACGGCGUUUGGGCGUGUUUGGCUGUCAGUGGUGUUUGUGUUCAGGGUGAUGGUGUAUGUGGUGGCAGCAGAGCGAGUGUGGGGUGACGAGCAGAAGGACUUUGACUGCAACACCAAGCAGCCCGGCUGUGCCAACGUCUGCUAUGAUCACGUCUUCCCCAUCUCCCACAUCCGCCUAUGGGCCUUGCAGCUCAUCUUUGUCACCUGCCCAUCAUUCAUGGUGGUCAUGCAUGUGGCGUAUCGUGAUGACCGUGAGCGCAAGUACAAGGCCAAGCAUGGCGAGGACACCAAGCUGUACAACAACACGGGCAAGAAACACGGCGGCUUGUGGUGGACCUACGUGAUCAGCCUCUUUGCUAAGACGGGCAUUGAAAUCGCCUUCCUCUAUAUCCUACACCGAAUCUACGACAGCUUCUACCUGCCAAGGCUGGUCAAGUGUGAAGUGUCGCCUUGCCCCAACAUCGUGGACUGCUACAUCGGUCACCCCACUGAAAAGAAAGUCUUCACAUACUUCAUGGUCGGAGCUUCAGCCGUCUGCAUCGUCCUGAAUAUCUGUGAGAUCAUUUAUCUCAUCUCCAAGCGCUUUGUAAGGUGUGCAAAAAAGGUUAAAAGACGCAACCGUGCCAUGGACCUCCAACAUGACGACUUUGAGGACCCCUUUAACAACUACAACCGUGUUGGGUCGAAGCAUGAUCUAAAGGAAAAGCCUGCAUUCCUCAAAUCUUCAUACAAGUCUCCUCCAUACAGGCCGUCUACACUCAGAGUUGAGGAGAAGAUGAUACGAGCCUCUGCUCCUAACCUGUCCAUCUCAUGAUCAGAGCUGAAACCAGGCCAAAGAGCAGAAGCUCUGCAGAGUUUGGGCUACAAUCCAAAGACACAACUAAAAAAAAAAACAGAGACUCAGAACAAUGAGCCAAACUACAUUCUGUCAGAGCCUGGAAGUUGAGUCAUCAGUACUGGAUUCAUCCUGUGGACCCUUGUGUCCACAUGCAAGACUUAAGGAGCACAUGAACUUUUGUGUACAAGUCAAAACCUACAUUAUUUACAAUUUGGCUUGAGACAAAAUUGGUCUGUUGGUGAUAUGUGGUUUUAAUUUUUGAAUAAAGGUUCACUCUGUAUUUCUUCUGAUUUGGGUGGGGGGAAGAAAAAAAGCCACAUAGAGAAGGAGGACACACCUGAAAGAGGUCUGUCCACAGUGUCAGAGCACACUAUUGUUACAGAGUCUUUGCCACCCCCCUUUGCUUCAGUGAUCUUUUUAAUUUAAUUUUAACUUUAACUUGUGGAUUUGCUUUCCCAAUUUUAUGGUAAAGAGUUGUGCGGUGGAGUGUGGAAGCUCCAGAGCUGAUAAUCAUGUUUGAGUCAUACUUGAAGUUGUGCAAACUGACUUAAAAAAUGAGGUUUUUAUUUCAUUUGUUUCUCAUAGAGGAUUAACUGUGGUAACAAAAAUGCAUAUGCUGUUGUUCUUUCUGAAUCCUUGGUAGUCAUGUUGCUUGGUCUCAGGUUUAUGCUGUAGACACGCUGUGUUUUGACGUACUUGUACACAACGCCUCCCUAUCCAAGACCACUGUUGAUUUAAAAGGUGAAAGGAAUGCUGCUGUUUAAUUCAGUGCUGGUAGAGCUGGAAGACUGUGGAGUAACCGAGAGGACACACACACACACACACGGCUCACUGAACUGUAUUCAAGUAUUUUUGUGAGUCACUCAUCGGCCACAGUGGAAGUCAGGUGGAAUUGUAUUUCCUGUCCUUGUUAAUAUUUCAUUUUUAUAAUUGUAAAGAUAUUAAGUGUUUGCAAUAUGUUUGUCUGAUCUUUUAUCAGAGCGUCACUCCAUGCCAGUUCAUCAAAUGCCUCCCGGCUGAUUAUCUGAGAUUCGCCAGGAUAAAAUAAAUAAAUAAAAUUCUUGGGAAAAAUA